Molecule: messenger RNA, 1759 nt
Organism: Drosophila hydei
Lineage: Eukaryota; Metazoa; Arthropoda; Insecta; Diptera; Drosophilidae
Exons: 3
Coding region: 186-1427 (413 amino acids)
Source: RefSeq, a predicted model, not a curated record
GUAAUUUUGUGAAAUAUAUGUGUGUUAAAACAACUAAUGGCGUAACUGAUAAGCGUGGGUAAGCUCAGGUCGCUCAAUUGAAAGGGAAGUAGUGAAUUUCAUAAUGCCGCAAAAGUUUGAGCGCUAGUAUUUCGGAAACACUCGCCGCGGACGGACGCAUACGAGGGCAGCAAUCGAAUAAAAACAUGGAACCAACUGUGGAGAAGACAGCGGCCGAAGCGGCUACCUCAACAAAUCACGAUGCCGACUAUAUACAAAAAGCUUUGGCGUUGGCGUACAAAAGCGAAAGCUUGCGUGUGGAGAGCUUUCAAAGUGAACCAAUUACACAGCGUGGCGAAAACUUUUGCAGCGUCAUCUAUCGGAUAAAAGUGGAAUAUCGCAAAAAUGAAAAUGCUCCGUUAGAGCAAGGCAAUUAUGUCCUGAAGGAUUUGCUGCCUAUUGUGGCCGAGGUGGGAUCCAAUGAGAAAGUAAUGUUCCAGGAGAUAUUGCCGGCCAUGGCACAGAUAUUGGAAAAGACUUCGCUGGAAGAGCACAAGCUGAACGCUGAAUGCUUUUUUGCGGAACGUGAAACAUCCAAAGAGAUUUACCUGUUGGAGGAUCUCUGCGCACUAGGAUAUGCGUCAAUGAAUCGCCGAAAAGGCUUGAACUUAGAGGAUGCUCAGGUUUGUGUGCACAAAUUGGCACAGUUUCAUGCUGCUUCGAUGAUGCUGCUGCACGAGCAGCCGGAGCUAGUGGCUAAACUGUCGCCCUCCCACUAUGUCGACGGCUUGGGUGAUCCCUUUGCCCAGGUCAUUGUCGUGAAUGGCACGGCCUUCGGAGCAGAGGUGGUGGCUGAGCUGCCGGGCAUGGCAGCCAUAGCAGCCAAAAUGCGGGCUCAGCUUCCCUCUGAGUAUGAAACGCGCAUUAAAACUGUGGUCAACUCCAAGAAUACGGCAAUGCCUGUCAUAGUACAUGGAGACCUCUGGCUAAACAAUCUGAUGAUCAAUGCUGAACAGAAAAAGGCCAUAAUUGUGGAUUUCCAAAACUGUUUUAUUGGCAGCGCCGCAGUCGACGUACAAUUCUUCCUGUACACCAGCUUGCAACUGGAUGUGCUGCUGCAGCACCGCGAGGAUCUGCUGAAGCAUUACUACCAAAGCCUCUGUCAGACGCUCACUGCCUUGAACUACCCCGGCAGCACGUUAAGCUACGAGCAACUGGCCGAAGAAAUGCAGCAAUGUCUCUUCUAUGCCUACUAUGCCGUCGUCUGUGAGCUGCCCAUCUGCUGUGCAUCCAAGGAUGCAGCCGAGGACUUUACCGUAGACACUUUCCUGAGCUCGGAGUCUAUACUAGCCAAACGCCGCGAGCUCUUCGCCAACGAGCGCGUAAUAGAGACGCUCAAAGCGAUCUUGCCUUACUUUGAUGAGCAGGGCAUAUUAGAUCCGUUGUAGGAGACGGAUGUUGUUUUUGUAUUAUGAAUAAUAUUUAGUUUCUGGUUGAUUUUUAUGCAACUGUGGUGAACUGUAUUGUUAAUGUUUAAAUUUGUAGAAAAAAGCGUAAUGUUCGAGACGUGUUUGACCCUUUUGGGUAAAUGUUUACAUUUUUGAUCAGUAUAAAAAGUGGAGUUCGUGUUAUGUUCGGCUCCUUGUCGUGGGUAAACUAGGUUGAUGAAUUAUAUCUGAAUGUGUCCUAAACUAGUUUACUUGACAGAUAGAAUAAAUGACUCUGAAGAGAAUAGAAUGCGCACUAGCUUAUCGAAACUAAUAAUGGUUGUUAUAUAUUC